Lodderomyces theae is the source of this 1674-nucleotide messenger RNA. RefSeq lists its product as uncharacterized. The record is from RefSeq and is a predicted model, not a curated record. NCBI's taxonomy places the organism in Eukaryota, Fungi, Ascomycota, Pichiomycetes, Serinales, Debaryomycetaceae. The transcript has a single exon. Bases 1 to 1674 code for a protein of 557 amino acids.
AUGGCGAAGCAACGUGAGUUUCCGUCCAAAGGAGGUUCCAAACUGACUGAAUUCCGCCUGACUGACCCCUUAUCUGAACUUCCCGAUAUCAAAACAAUUGCAAACGUCAAACAUCGUUACGAUAUACCCGUCAUCAUAUUCCACAACCAUCCCAGAUCAGACACGGUGCUUUUCAGCGAUCUAUCACAAAUCAAACAACGCACCCGGGUCAAAGAGAAUAAAACUGUAUUUGUCACUGGUUUGCCUGAGUGCAAGCUUGACACGAAGGUGUUUCGCAAGGAUGAAUUGUUUACGGCGAAAAUGCACCGGAAUUUCCCGCAAUAUAUGCUGAUUUUCGACAACACGGUCAAAUUGGAGUCCUUGGACUUUGCGAUAGCUCGAUGUAAUAUGGACGUGUACAAAUUCAACAACAAGUGUUAUGAUGGGUAUGGGAAUUAUUUUCGAGUUGUUUACAAAAAGAAUUUAUUUGAUGUUAUGAAUGAUCUUGAACGAGAAUUUAUCAAUUUUCUUGAUAGGUUGAAGAAGUGUGUCAGUAGUGAGUUUUAUCGUAAGCUUGAUUUGAAAUUUGGGUUUACUGAGUUUGUUAUGACGCACGGUAUUUUGGAUGAGGAUAUUGAUAAUAUUUCGCAGAAUCCUAAUUUUUUGGAAAGUCAACCUCCGUUAGAUGGAGACACUGAUGAUGAUGAUGAUGAUGAUGAUGAUAUAGCUGCUGACUUGAGUGAUGGCUUAGAUAGCUUGGAGGAUGUACGUGUUGCUGUGGAAGUCGCUCGAAAUUUGAGUGCUGGUGUUAAUAGUGUAAUUGGUGGUAAUUCAGAGAGAGGGGCGGUUUUGACUCAAACUUACGCAGCUCGCUCUACUGGUGAUGGUGCUGUUACCAAUUCAAUGAAUGAUGGUGACAAUGCAAGAACUGGUACUGGUGCUAGUAUCGGCACCCCAACUCUCAUUGCAAACACAAUGGAUUCCAGCUUCACGGCAAAACCACCUAGUGAUUCAAUACGCAAAGUAUCAGUUGCAGGUGGCAUCGUUGUCGAGUCGCAAAUCCCAGAAUCUGAUGACGAAUACUCACAAGACGAAGACAUAGAUUUAAACUUUGAGACUGCGCCCACUGGAGAUUCGCAAAUGCACCAAGUAUCUCUAUCUCAAGACAUAGAGGCUGAUAGAGUUCAAAAUGGGGGUGCACAUAACGCCCCCAUGCCAAUUAAUAGGCAACUACAACCACAUAAUUCAGUUAAAGUACGUCAUUUUGCAACCAUUGCCGACUUGAGCAAAGCGUGCACGAGUAACAUGCCCGAUGACUCUAGGACAAUCUAUGUGAUUGAUGCAGUACGGUGUUUUACGAUGGUGCCGAAUGCUCCAUUGGUGAUCUCUCCUUCAAGUAAGGAAGCCAUGGGGUUUGCACUGUUCAAACUAUACCUCAGUGAUGCUUCUGGUGAAAAUACUUUGCAAACUGAAUUUCUGCAUCAAGAGUUGUGUCGAUUCCUAGACAUAUCUUUGUCACUGGAAACCCCAAUCGACGCGAUAACAUUACAAAGAGUGAAGCAACAAUUUACCAAACUCAUAAAACAAAGUGGGACCAAGAGGGUAAAAUUGAAGAGAAAGACAAAAGCUCUUAAUCGUGGGUUGAAGGUGAAAACCUGGUGUAUAGAAUCUUCAUUGGCAGAGUUGAUCCAAUAG